AUGGACCCUGACUCCGAGUAUUUGACCGCCUUUCGCACCCGUUUCGGAACUUUCCGCUGGAAAGUCCUCCCGUUCGGUCUGAAGGUAGGUCCCGCCUGGUUCCAGCAGUUUAUCAACGCGCAGCUUCACGAUCUCCUCGACCGAUUUAACGUGACCAAGGUUGACUACCUCGGCGUUCUGCUUGAAGCCGGUGUGGGCCUUAGUGUCGACCCUCGGAAAGUUCGAUCGAUACAAGACUGGAAGUUUGAGGACCUCCGAGACCGCACCGCGAUCCGAUCAUUCGUUGGCCUAUGCAACUUCAUCCGUGUUUUCUGCUACCACGCCUCUGGAGUGGCAGAACCCUUGAACCGGUUGCUUAAGAAGGAUGUUGCCUUUGUGAUGGGCCCGGAGCAACGCGAAGCAUUUGAUCAACUCAAGCGCCUGGCUAUCGAAGCCCCGGUCCUCGCCUUCUUUAGACCAGAACUGCCGACCCGACUGGAGACCGAUGCCUCCCGGAAUGCCACAGCUGGUGUUCUAUGGCAGGAACAGCCUGAUCAGACCUGGAAGCCCGUUGGAUUCUUCUCUAGGACCAUGACCCCGGCCGAGCGAGCCUACCCAAUCCAAGAUCGAGAGCUCCUCGCCGUCGUACAGAGUCUAGAGCACUUCUACCCAGAGCUCUUAGGCCAGAAAUUUGAUGUGAUCACCGACCACGAAGCCUUAGUCCAUUUCUCUACGAAGCGCCUGCUCUCGGUACGACAGAUCAGAUGGUCCGACUUUCUCGCCCAGUUCGACAUCCGUUUCCUCUACCGCCCCGGUCGACUGAACGUAGUCGCCGAUGCCCUCUCCAGGAAGACAGCCGAGCUUCCUACCGUAAAGGCCCGGGAAGCCGAGGAACGCACGGUGACCCUGAUCCCUCCGGAAAGGCUAGGCUUCGCGACCGACUCUCUAGACCCUACGGCCGCCGGCCACCUGCCCCCUCAGAACUUUAGUCCCGAACCUAAGCCUACUAGACCAUUAGUUCUGAGGGCCACGAGUGCCCUACAGACCCCAGAAGACCAAGGGAUACAGCAGACGCCCGAUCAAGACCGCCCAGAACUAGACCCGAACUCAGUCCCGAAGGGAGCCGAACUCGUUUCAUUGAUCCGCCAAGAGAACCUCCUCCAAGACCUCGGCACCCAUGGAACACACCUGAUCGUACCAGCCCAGACCUCAGACAAGCAGACGUUUCUUCAGACCGCGCUCAUUCGCGAAGCCCACGAGCCCCAGAUCUUCGCUCACGCCGGACAGAACAAAGUGAUCAAGCUGCUCCAACGAGACUUCUACUGGCCAAGGAUGAAGGAGGAUAUCCGUCGUUAUAUUCGGAACUGCCACGACUGCCGCCGCAACAAAACCCCUCGAGACAAGACCCCUGGACUGCUCCAUCCACUGCCCGUGCCGACCUCUGUUUGGGAGCACGUCGAAUGUGACGGGAAGGAUAUGCCGAAAGACCGUUACGGAUAUGACUAUGUUUGGACCUUCGUCUGCAAGCUAAGCCGGAUUAUCGCCACGCUCCCAGGAAGGAAAAACGAUACGGCAGAAGUCUUAGCUAGCCGCUACUUCCGCUACCUCUAUCGUUUCUUCGGUAUGCCCCUCGUAUGGAUUUCUGACAACGCUGGACAGUUUAUUUCUGCCUUCCUCGCAGAGAUUAACCGGCUCACGGGAACGAAGCAUCGUCAUGGAAGCUCCCUACACCCUCAGACCCAAGGGGGUGUAGAAGUCACAAAUCAAUACCUGGAUCAAAAGCUACGAUUCUACGUGACGAAGCAUCAAGACAACUGGAGUUCCCUGCUGCCCGCCCUCGACUUCGCCCAUAACUCGUCUUGGCACUCUUCCAUCGACAUGGCACCGUUAAAAGUAGUCCUAGGCCGAGAUAUCCGGAACCCCCUGUCACUGCCCCCGACUGACAAGACCGCUGCCACCGGACCCGCCGCCAGAGCUAGGGAACUUGUGCAGACCGCCCAGGAAACCCAGGAAGACGCGAGGAAUGCUGCCACCGCCGCUCAAGAACGUCAGAAGGAACAGACUAAUAGGAAACGACGACCAACCGACUUUGCCAUCGGUGACCGAGUUUUUCUCAGCAGGAAAGGCUUCGCCACGAACGCUCCGACUACUCGGCUAGAUAACCAAUGGUCAGGUCCGUUCGUAAUCCUGGAAGAACGCGGUUAUAGCUACGUACUGCAGCUGCCCGAGUCGUACAAAAUGAAGAACCUAUUCCACGCCGACCGUCUUCGAAAAGCAGCCAAUAACCCUUGCCCCAGCAGAUCCAGUCACCUCCGCCACCCGAGGAGAUCAACGGAGAACCCGAGUGGGAGGUUGAUCAAGUCCAGCAGUCUCGAGUAA
This is a messenger RNA of Hirsutella rhossiliensis, 2358 nucleotides long. Its product is annotated as integrase core domain-containing protein. Bases 1 to 2358 code for a protein of 785 amino acids. The record is from RefSeq and is a predicted model, not a curated record. NCBI's taxonomy places the organism in Eukaryota, Fungi, Ascomycota, Sordariomycetes, Hypocreales, Ophiocordycipitaceae. The transcript has 2 exons. Gene Ontology annotation, biological process: DNA integration. Gene Ontology annotation, molecular function: nucleic acid binding.